Molecule: messenger RNA, 1731 nt
Organism: Puma concolor (puma)
Lineage: Eukaryota; Metazoa; Chordata; Mammalia; Carnivora; Felidae
Source: RefSeq, a predicted model, not a curated record
AUGGGCACCAGCGACUGGCCUCCCAGAGGGGGAGUGAAGAAAGGGGUGGAUAAACAGAGGUUGUUGCCAGUCUGGGCCCCAUUAGAAUCCUAUUCCAUUGCUGGCAGUGAGGGGAGUAUCUCAGCUUCAGCUGCUUCGGGUCUGGCUGCCCUCUCUGGCCCCAGCUCUGGCCUCAGCUCUGGCCCCUGUUCCCCGGGCCCCCCAGGGCCAGUCAGUGGCCUGAGAAGAUGGUUGGGUCAUUCCAAACAUUGUCUCAGUGUGGAAACUGAGGCAGACGGUGGCCAGGCUGGACCAUAUGAGAACUGGAUGCUGGAACCAGCUCUAGCCACUGGAGAGGAGCUGCCAGAACUGACCCUGCUGACCACAUUGUUGGAGGGCCCUGGAGAUAAGACACAGCCACCUGAGGAGGAGACCCUAUCCCAGGCCCCUGAGAGUGAGGAGGAACAGAAGAAGAAGGCUCUGGAAAGGAGUAUGUAUGUCUUGAGUGAACUGGUAGAGACAGAGAAAAUGUAUGUGGACGACUUGGGGCAGAUUGUGGAGGGUUACAUGGCCACCAUGGCCGCUCAGGGGGUCCCAGAGAGUCUUCGAGGCCGUGACAGGAUUGUGUUUGGGAACAUCCAGCAAAUCUAUGAGUGGCAUCGAGACUAUUUCCUGCAGGAGCUGCAGCAGUGUUUGAAGGAUCCUGAUUGGCUGGCUCAGCUAUUCAUCAAACACGAGCGCAGGCUGCAUAUGUACGUGGUGUACUGCCAGAAUAAGCCCAAGUCCGAGCACGUGGUGUCAGAGUUUGGGGACAGCUACUUUGAGGAGCUCCGGCAGCAGCUAGGGCACCGCCUGCAGCUCAAUGACCUCCUCAUCAAACCAGUGCAGAGGAUCAUGAAAUACCAGCUGUUGCUCAAGGAUUUUCUCAAAUAUUACAGUAGAGCUGGGAUGGAUACUGAAGAGCUGGAGCAAGCUGUGGAGGUCAUGUGCUUUGUACCCAAGCGCUGCAAUGACAUGAUGACCCUGGGGAGACUUCGGGGGUUUGAGGGCAAACUGACUGCUCAGGGGAAGCUCUUGGGCCAGGACACAUUCUGGGUCACAGAGCCUGAGGCUGGCGGUCUGCUCUCCUCCCGGGGUCGAGAGAGACGUGUCUUCCUCUUUGAGCAAAUCAUCAUCUUCAGCGAGGCCCUGGGAGGAGGAGUACGAGGUGGAACGCAGGCUGGAUAUGUGUACAAAAGCAGCAUCAAGGUGAGCUGCCUGGGACUGGAGGGGAACCUCCAAGGUGACCCUUGCCGCUUUGCACUGACCUCCAGAGGGCCAGAGGGUGGGAUCCAGCGCUAUGUCCUACAGACUGCAGAUCCUGCGGUCAGUCAGGCCUGGAUCAAGCAAGUGGCUCAGAUCCUGGAAAGCCAGCGGAACUUUCUCAAUGCAUUGCAGUCACCCAUUGAGUAUCAGAGGAGGGAGAGUCAGACCAACAGCCUGGGGCGGCCAGGAGGGCUUAGGGUGGGGAGUCCUGGGAGAAUCCGGCCUGGAGACCGGGCCCAGGUCAGCACACAAGCACCCAUCAACGGCUCUCUCCCCUCCCUGCUGCUGUUGCCCAAAGGGGAGGUGGCCAGAGCCCCCCUGCCCCUGGACACACAGGCCCUCAGUGACUUCCCCCAAGCUCCUCGUGACUCUCCUCCAGCUCCACCAAUCCCAAAUACCCCUCCCUGCCAAGCCAGACUUGCCAAGCUGGAUGAAGAUGAGCUGUAA